GGUUGCCAUCACAAUUUUCACAAAAACCUUUUCGUAAAACCCUAAAACACCACAACCAAACUAAGCUCGUUCGUUUGUUCGUAGGCUAUCUCUGUUAGUCACGAUGUUGCGCAGGAAUGUUAGGUUAAGAAAGGAGUAUCUAUACCGGAAAAAUUUGGAAGGUGAAGAGCGUCGUGUCUAUGAGAAGAAGCGGAAGAUCAGAGAAGCCCUUCAAGAAGGGAAGCCGAUUCCUACUGAGCUCCGAAACGAAGAGUCGAAGCUUCGACAGGAAAUUGAUCUGGAAGAUCAAAAUACAGCCGUUCCACGGAGUCAUAUUGAUGAUGAGUAUGCAAAUGCGACGGAAAAAGAUCCGAAGAUUUUGUUGACUACGUCUCGUGAUCCAAGUGCUCCACUCACUCGAUUCGUCAAGGAAUUGAAAAUUUUAUUUCCUAAUGCUCAGAGAAUGAAUCGUGGUAAUCAGGUCGUUUCUGAGAUUGUUGAAACCGCUCGUUCGCAUGAUUUUACUGAUGUUAUAUUCGUUAGUGAGCACCGUGGUGUGCCCACUGGUCUUAUUGUCUCUCAUCUCCCGUUUGGACCAACUGCAUACUUUGGAUUAUCCAAUGUGGUAACAAGACAUGAGAUUCAAAACAAGAAAGCAAUGGGAAAAAUGUCUGAGCAAUUUCCUCAUCUAAUUUUUAACAACUUUACAACCCAGUUGGGUAAAAGAGUUUCGAACAUCUUAAAGCACCUCUUCCCAGUUCCAAAAAAGGAUGCAAAACAUAUCGUUACUUUUGCUAAUAACACUGAUUAUAUUUCAUUCAGGAAUCAUGUCUAUGAUAAAGGAGCAGGAGGCCCGAAAUCGAUUGAACUUAAAGAACUCGGUCCUCGUUUUGAGUUGCAGCUCUACCAGCUGAAGUUAGGAACUGUGGAUCAAGAUGAAGCAGAUAUCGAAUGGGUUAUUAGACCUUACAUGAACACUGCUAAAAAACGCCAGUUUAUUGGUGAAUGAUGCUAAAAUGCACCGACCUCUAUUUGAAACCAUUUUAGAGGUCUUAUUUAGUUUCUGUUUUCCCUUUAAUUUUGUUGGAGAAGCUGUUCAGUUUUUGUAGUCCUCAGAGGAAAUUGCGAUUUUGAUUAUUCGAUUACUGUAAAAUUAGCAUCGAUUUGUUGUUUUAA
This is a messenger RNA of Eutrema salsugineum, 1155 nucleotides long. RefSeq names its product U3 small nucleolar ribonucleoprotein protein IMP4. Gene Ontology annotation, molecular function: rRNA primary transcript binding; snoRNA binding. NCBI's taxonomy places the organism in Eukaryota, Viridiplantae, Streptophyta, Magnoliopsida, Brassicales, Brassicaceae. Gene Ontology annotation, cellular component: Mpp10 complex; nucleolus; small-subunit processome. The transcript is spliced from 9 exons. Gene Ontology annotation, biological process: rRNA processing. Bases 104 to 988 code for a protein of 294 amino acids. The record is from RefSeq and is a predicted model, not a curated record.